This is a messenger RNA of Pelecanus crispus (Dalmatian pelican), 997 nucleotides long. The record is from RefSeq and is a predicted model, not a curated record. NCBI's taxonomy places the organism in Eukaryota, Metazoa, Chordata, Aves, Pelecaniformes, Pelecanidae.
AUGUCUGGCAAAAUGAUUGUAACUUUAGUUAUACUGUAUCUCAUUUCUUCCUCGCACUUAAAAGCGGUUGUAGUAGUUGAUCCCGCUUUACCAAAGCGUCGCUCUGGGCGUCGCGGUCUUGUUCUGGGAAUCUACUCAAGUGAAAAGGAUGAAGGUGCUGCCCAGUUCACUAGUGCGGGAGAUGCUUUCGACAGACUUGUGUCUGGAAAGCUGAGAGAACUUCUGUCCGUAUGUGGGCCACCUUUGAAGAAAGGCAAAACACGCAUAUUCCAUGGUUUGCAUCAGGACUUUCCAAGUGUGGUUGUAGUCGGCUUGGGUAAGAAGAAUGCUGGAGUAAAUGAGCAAGAAAACUGGAAUGAAGGCAAAGAAAAUAUUCGUGCAGCUGUUGCAGUUGGUUGUAGACAGAUCCAAGAUCUGGAGAUCCCUUGUGUUGAAGUAGACCCCUGUGGAGAUGCUCAAGCAGCUGCAGAAGGCGCUGUCCUUGGAUUGCAUGAAUAUAAUGAGCUGAAGCAAAAGAAGAAACCUGUAGUUACUCCUCAGCUUCAUGGAAGUGCUGAAAGUGAAGCCUGGCAAAAAGGUGUUAUCUACGCUGAGGGUCAGAACCUCGCUCGGUACCUUAUGGAGGCUCCAGCUAAUUAUAUAACUCCAAUCAAAUUUGCCGAACAUAUUGAACAGAAGCUUAGAAGUUUCAGCAAUGUGAAGGUCCAUAUAAGACCGGAGUCUUGGAUAGCAACACAACAGAUGGGAGCAUUCCUGAGCGUAGCUAAGGGUUCGGCUGAACCUCCCAUCUUUCUGGAGAUUCACUAUUUAGGUGGUGCCAAUACAAAUGACUCCCCAUUGGUAUUUGUAGGAAAAGGAGUUACAUUUGACAGUGGUGGCAUUUCGCUGAAGCCAUCGUCGGGUAUGGAUGCGAUGAGAGCAGAUAUGGGAGGGGCAGCAACUGUCUGUUCAGCCAUUGUGACAGCAGCAGCUUUAAAUCUACCUCUUAACAUAAUUG